UCAAUGAGAUAUUCUAAAGUUUGUAGGUUAUAAUAGAUACAAAUUUAUUGAAUAACGUGUUUUAAUUGAUUUAUUAAACAUGAACUGCAAAAAGUGUGGUAGUCCUGGAAACGUUAUCUUACGGAAAAAAGAUUCAUAUUGUGAAAAUUGUUUUAUUACUAACACGAAUCAUAAAUUUCGAGCAUGUAUUGGUAAAAACAAAGUUUUAAGAGCGAAUGAUAAUGUUUUAGUAUGUUUAUCAGGCGGAAUUGGCUCUACUGUAUUGUUAGAUUUUAUCCAUAAUGGCAUUUCUAUGGAUAGUCAUAAAAAGUUAAGGAUAAUUCCUUUCUUCCUGCAUGUAAAAGAGUCUGAAGAUGCUAGCGGUUCUCAAGCAGUAAAAGUUAUAGAGCAGUGUAGAAAGUUAAAUUUUGAUGUACACAUUAUUAACAUUUCACUGUUUAUUGAAUCUGGUACUGAACCUACCUCACUGAACAACAUUCCACAACUAAACAAUGAAACAUCAGACAAGUUCAAAAGAUUUUUAAAAAGCAUGCCAGCAACUGUGAGAAAUGACCUGUUAUUGAAAAUCAAGCGGCAUUUGUUUACCAAAUAUGCAAAACAUUUAAAUUGUAACUAUAUUUUAACUGCUGAAACAACAACAACACUUGCUAUUAAUUUAUUAUCCAACCUUGCACUGGGUAGAGGAUCACAAAUACAAAAUGAAGUUGGAUUCUAUGAUGCAAGAGAUGACAAUAUAAAGGUAUUAAGACCAAUGAAGGAAAUUAGUCAAGAGGAACUAACACUAUAUAUCAAAAUCAAGAACUUAAGUCCUGAACAUAAUAGUUUGUUGAAUGAUAACAGUUUGCAAUCAGUAAUUGGUACAUUUGUAACAGAUCUACAAGAGAAUUUCCCAGCAACUAUAUCAACUAUUUGCAAAACUGCAGAUAAAAUUGGCAUCAAGGUAGAUUCUAAAAAACAAGGAAAAUGUGUAAUAUGUGAGAAUGAAUUGGGGGUUGUAACCUCUAAGUUAACAGCCCUUUCAGCAACUAAAUUUUCAAGAACUGUAUCAAAUGGAAGACCCGAAAAUGUUGAUAAUUUCAAUAGUGUGAUCCAUUUAUAUGAUAUUAAAGACAAUGUUAAUCAGUCAUUGUUUCCACAUAUACACUCAUGCCUAUGUUAUGGUUGUAGUAAGAACUACUCAGAAAUGGAAAUAUCUCAAAUGCCAAAUCAUGUACAAAAAUUAUUCGAAAAUAAAUGAAUUUUGGUAAUAAA
Molecule: messenger RNA, 1251 nt
Organism: Pectinophora gossypiella (pink bollworm)
Lineage: Eukaryota; Metazoa; Arthropoda; Insecta; Lepidoptera; Gelechiidae
Gene: Ctu2
Product: cytoplasmic tRNA 2-thiolation protein 2
Exons: 5
Coding region: 80-1237 (385 amino acids)
Biological process (GO): tRNA wobble position uridine thiolation
Cellular component (GO): cytosol
Molecular function (GO): sulfurtransferase activity; tRNA binding
Source: RefSeq, a predicted model, not a curated record